Molecule: messenger RNA, 6768 nt
Organism: Ilyonectria robusta
Lineage: Eukaryota; Fungi; Ascomycota; Sordariomycetes; Hypocreales; Nectriaceae
Product: ankyrin repeat-containing domain protein
Exons: 2
Coding region: 1-6366 (2121 amino acids)
Molecular function (GO): protein binding
Source: RefSeq, a predicted model, not a curated record
AUGUCGACCAGCGAUAGUGAUUCUAGCAGUGAUUCUGAUGCGGUUGUCAUCUAUCGUGGGGAUGUUAGUGACUACAACCCAGAGCAAAUACUGCCCCUACCGCAAGAGAAUAUCCAGAAAAUUCGGGCCUGGUUGCAGCCCACCUCGUACGACAUUGCUGGUGGGGAGUACCGCAAGCACCUAGCGUCUCAUGUGGCUGGUACAGGAGCUUGGCUCAGUUCGAGUGCCGUAUAUCUCGAGUGGUUGAGGAGUGCUGAACAUGGGCUGCUCUGGAUCAAGGGAAUUCCAGGGUCUGGAAAGUCUGUCAUGGCAGCCAACCUGAUUGAUGAAAUCGCCAAGUCAAACCCGGGAUCUCCCGUCUUGUUCUUCUUCUUCCGCCAAAUCAUCGAAGCCAACCACGAGCCUAGAGCCCUCUUGCGAGACUGGAUGGACCAAGUAUUGAGCUAUAGUCCUCCUCUGCAAACGCAACUCAACACUUACGUGAAAGCCUGUCGCUCUAUUGAAAGUGUGUCAAUCGAAGACAUGUGGAAGGAUCUGAAAAUGGCCUUUGUAGGCUUGUCCGAAAAGGUCUUCUGUGUCGUUGAUGCACUCGACGAGAUGGAUCGAGACCACAACGCAUUUCUCCAAGCACUGGGCUCCCUUGGACAGUGGCGGCCUGAGAAAGUCAAAGUCUUGAUCACGAGCCGCCCUGUUCCAAGUGUGGAGGGACCACUAAGGCAAAUUCCUUGUCUUCACCUGCGGCUACAGGAAGCCCUGGUCGAUGUCGACAUUUCAACCUUCGUGCAGUUCGCUCUGUCGAAGUCUACCAUCCCGCAGUGCGACUGGCAAGUCAUUGCGGAUGCAGUACCUGGCCGGGCCAACGGCUUGUUCAUCUACGCCAAGUUGGCAAUGGACGCUUUUCUUGAACCGGGCGCCGAUAUCAACUCUGUACUCACGCAGCUCCCGACGGACUUGAAUGUUCUGUACACGGAGCUACUGAAGGAGCAUGCCCAAAGAUCCGGCGUAGCAGCAAACAUCCAGCACUUGAUUUUGCAAUCCGUCACCCAUGCUAGUCGUCCUCUGAGACUGCUGGAGCUAGCCGAGAUGAUCAGGGUCAUCAGUCCUGAUGGUUUUGAACGACAUCUGAAGGCAACAAAAGAUCUCAUCAGAGCCGCGUGUGGGCCACUCUUGGAGAUUUUGGCGGACGAGACUGUUUCGGUAAUUCAUCAUUCCUUCACCGAGUACCUCAAAGGCACCACACGGUCCGAUGACGACGUUGGAUAUCCUAUUUUGCAAAUGGGGUCGACACACGCCCAACUUGCACUCUUGUGUUUGCGCUACUUACAAGCUGGGUGCUUGGGUGCUGUCGGAAAUAAGGCCAACAUCAAGGAUAACGAUACUGACACGUAUUUCGACCAUGGCGACUACUAUUCACCUCGGGUGCUACUAACUGCGGUCCCGAAGAAAGAGGUCCGAUUAAGGCUGAAGUAUCCGUUUUUCGAGUAUGCAGCCGGCAACUGGCACCAUCAUAUUCGUAGGUCCGAAGCCGCUGGAUACGACCAAACCGAGGUCAACACAGAACUUCGUAAGUUCUUAGGAGACGCCGAUACCAUGAAUGCCUGGCUGGAGGUCAAAUGGCGAGGCCGAGGAUCAUCCAUCACCCAAGUCCAUAUCGCCGCCAAAGGGGGGCUCGUCUCAUACACCAAGGAGCUCCUCGAAACCAUGGAGGUGGAUGCCGACGACGGAUUUGGAAAAACACCACUCUGGUGGGCUGCUUCCGAGGGUCAUGCCGCGGCCAUCCGCGAAUUGGUUGCCGCCGACGCGAAUCCAGAUGCAGAUGACAAGGAUGGCCUCAAGCCUCUGCACAUGGCAGCGAAGAAUAAUCGCCCUGAAGCCGUGAAGGCCCUGUUGGAGGCGGGUGUAGACCCUUUAACAAGAAAGACGCAAGAAACCCCCCCGGAUGAAUGUGGAAAUGUCCAUACAACUAUUGGGAAUACACCGCUUAUGUAUGCAUGCCGCGGUGGCCAUGUGGAGGCAGUGGAAGCGUUCCUACCGUUCCUCAAAGACAUCGAUACCGUUCACAGAGCUCUGAUGUGGGCAGCUGAGAAGGGCAACUCAAAACUUGUGGCCAGGAUUCUUCAACAUCCUGGUGUGGAUGUCAACGCCACGGUUGAUGGUGACACUCCGCUAUACCAUGCCUGUGACACUGGCGAUGUCGCGACAGUCACAACCCUUCUGCAAGCUGGAGCAAACCCGAACAUUUUAUCUGUAGGAGCUGAGAAUCCAUUUCCUGAUAUAGACAUGGAUGAUGAGGACAUGGAAGCUCUCAUCCCUGGGUACGAAGCUAACCCUCAGCCUCAGCUGAAUUGCUUGCAUCGCCUAUGCGGUGUGGGACGUGGGCUACACGAUCAACGUUCCGCAGAGGCCUCCGACUUGCAAACAAUAUUCUCGCUACUAGUCCAAGCUGGAGUCGAUGUCAAUCAGCGCACUUCAUUAGGCCAGACUGCGUUGCAUUUUGCAGUUGAGUCACCCGUGUUGGUCAAGUUACUCCUUGAUGCUGGGGCGGAUGCGAAUGCUAUUGAUUGGAAUGGUUCUGCACCCCUUCACAAAGUGAAAUCCAUGGAUUCCAUGGUACUUCUUAUUGAGAAUGGACAUGCGAAUAUCGAUCUCGCACAGGCGAACGGGCUGACUCCCCUUAUUUGCCUGCUGCCUGAAGGUAGAUCGGAAACUAUUCUCAAGCUUUUGGAGUAUGGACCAGACUGCAACGUGCUCGAUGACAAAGGCAAUGGCGUGUUGCACAUUUCGCUUGAAAAGUCGCCAAAGCUGGAAAUCAUCAAGGCUCUACUCAAGGGAGGUGCCGAUCCGAAUCUGAAGAAUCGUGAAGGAGGCGUUCCUCAAUUUUCCCUGCGAAAUGGCUCGGAAUUUCCCACCGAAAUUAUAGACCUGCUUCUCGACGCGGGUGCUGAUAUCAACGCCGUGGACAAAGAUGGAGCGACCCUUUGGUUUCGCAUGUUGUCGACCUCCCAGUCCGUCCAUGGAAAGGUUUCUCACGGAGACCUCACCGACCUCAUGGAUCGAGGAGCUUCGACAUCUGUUCGUGACUUCAAAGGCCGGACGGGACUUCACCAAGCAGCCAAGUUUGACAACGUUGGAAUGUCAUUUCGGGACUUGUGGAAGCCCGAUAUGAUACGAUUUGAUUUCCUGGUUGGCCUCGGACUGGACACAAAGGCUGUUGAUUACCGUGGAAAUAGCCUCCUCCAUGAACUUGCCCUGCGAGAAUGCAAACAUCCAAAUUCUGGAAAGGAGCCAGUAUUGUUCUGGGAACGCCUGAUUGGCAUGGGCUUGGACCUGGAGCAGAGGAAUCACGCCGGGCGAACGCCUUUGCACAUCUUGUGCGCGACGCGCUCUCAACGCUUCAGGCAAGGAGCCAUGACAAUACUCGACUUUGUCAUUUCGCGAACCAAGAAUCUCGACAUCGCUGAUCACGAUGGCAUCACACCUUUGCACAUUGCUGUGACUGGCGGGGAACUGUGCACGAAGAAACUUCUCGAUGCCGGUGCCAAUCCCGAAAUAGUCACUUACGAGGGAUUGACUUCUCUCCACCUUGCGUCCCGUUGCAGAGAGAGUAAUGUGGUUGGCCUCCUCCUGGAUGCUCUGAGAAGUAAACAAAAGUCAUCCGUUGCUCGCAGCUCAUCUCGGCUUCGAGAAUCUGGUAUUGUGCCAUUGAGCGACGCAGCAUCAUCACCAGAGACAGUGAUCGGGGUGAACGCUAGAGCAUUCGGUAGAAUCGACCAUGUUACACCGCUUUUCUAUGCUUGCCAGUCGGGGAGACCGGAGACAGUUGCACUUUUACUCGAAGCCGGCGCUGAUGCUAGAUCCAUGACAAUAUUCUACGCACUCAUUGGGUUUGAGCAAGAGAACGAAUUGUGGAAGACUCCCUAUCGGCCACCAGGUGAUGAUGGGUGUGAAGAUACAGUUGCGCUCAAGCUGCAUGAUAUCUCUCGCCCCAUAACAUAUCCACCAACCACCAGGAAACCACAUGAGUUGAUGGCGGACGAGACAACCAGACUUGAAGAAAUCCUAGAUAUGCUCAUCAAGCAUGGAGCUGAUAUUUCCCCACUUGCAGGUGAUUGUUGGACAGAAAACUAUGAAUGGAUGAACGAUCCUGUUCAAACGGCUGCCAAAGACAACAGAGAUUACACCGUUGCGAAUCUGCGAGAUGCCUGGGAUAAGAACCACAGCGCGACAUCGAAAAAAAGGACCAACGGCAUGACGGUAGAGUUCUUUGAGCUCAUGGAUCAUGCGCGCAGGAAAGCCUCGGUCCAAACGCUCAGGGAUACCGAGUUCUUCAAGCCUGGAGAAAACAACCAAUGGUUAUUGUGGCGUUUCCUGACCCGGCGAGAGUACUAUCUCGUGGAAGAACUCUUCCAUCUUGACGUUGACUUUCUGUCCACAUCUGAUCCAAAAGAACCUUGCAACCUCGCUGUUCUCGUACUCCACGGAUUCGCUUCACUCGUCGAGAAGAUAGGUACCCUCGAAGCAGAGUCAAGGCUAGAGAAGGGAGACUGGCAUGCGUUUGGGGAUAAGACAAGGCCAGGUCUAUUUCUCGCACACAAGGGCACGACCAGAAGCAAGAAUUAUGUACCGUUCCUCCUCGAGGCUGUCAAACGAGAGUUGCCAAAUAUGGAUGUUGUCCGAUUACUGGUCGAAAGGUUCGGAGUACCCAUCCACGAGCCUAUCUCGGGCUAUUCUGCCCUUCAUUAUGUUGCCCAGGGUAAAUCUUGGUGGCACGCUCACCAAGCACUCCCGUACUUCCUCAAGGCCGGUGCUGAUGUGCACAUACGGGACGGCCUUGGGCGAACUCCACUCCAUCUAGCCCUCAAACCAGACAGAGACUUUACCGGCCUGUUUCAUGCAGCUGCAGCUGAAGCAGUCAUUGAGGCAGGGGCAGAUGUCAACGCGGUUGACAAGGAAGGGCGAAGCUGUCUUGCGCGUGCGCAAAACGACGUCGCCAUGAUAAGGCUUCUCAAAGCACAUGGAGCGACAGUGACGGCUGACGCGAUCUUCGCUGCACUUGAUGCAUGUAAUGUUGAGGCUCUCGAUGAACUCCUCUCUGGAGAGGUGGAUACAGACAUGCGUCGGGAUAGGCUGCCUGAGGAUCUGAGAAAGGGAAAGAGGAGCUGCGAUGAUGAUCUUUAUCCUCGAAUGACUUACUUGGAGUCUUAUGAAGAGUCCCCGCUCUAUCAUAUUGCAGAAAGGUUGCACUGGCCGACAAAACCAACGCAAUUCAAUCGGCGGAUAUUCAAGGCUGGGCUUCCGAUGGUUCAAAUACUGCUCGACCAUGGUGCGGAUCCAUUUGCAAAGUUCUUGAGGAAGGCCAAGAAGUACGACAGUGAAUACUGCAAGGCCGGCUCUCGAGCCCAAACACCUUCUAUCAAUGUGCCUCAGGGCUAUGAAGAGUGCACAGCCUUACAUGAGCUCUUGCUUAAGGAUAGGCUGGUGGUGGAUAACUUUCUCCACCUCCCAGGGCUAGAUGUCAACCAUCGGGAUGCUAAGGGUCGUACACUGCUUCACGUAUCUUGCCAGGGAAAGUCAGGACCGGACUAUCUCCUUGGAUCGCACGAGGAGACUGUGGAUCGAGGUGAACGUGUCACUGUUUUUCAUCGACUGAUAUCUCUGGGUGCUGAUCUUGAAGCCCGCGACAACUUUGGCCGAAAUGUCUUGCAUUGCAUGACUGGCGGCCGUAACUGCAUCCGGUUCAACCUAUUCGAAGAUGCAUUCAGGUAUACUCUCAGUAACGCACCAAUCUUGGUAAACCAGACAGAUGAUGAUGGAAUGACGCCACUCCAAUAUGCUGUCAGUCUCGCCACUAAGGAAGCGAGGACAAACAUACGGGAGAUAGAACUCCUCCUGUCAGCUGGAGCCGACCACCUCGCUGUUGACAGGAACGGCGACACACUUCUUCACUUACUCGCACGGAAGCUCAAGACCCCAGCGCUACGUGGUUUGUUCAAGGAUCUAGUGGGCCGGGGUGCAGAUGUGAAUGCCCACAACGCGCAGGGCGAAACACCACUGUUCGCAUUCUGCAAACGCGUCCGGACGGUCAAGGAGGACAGGUUGGAAUACUAUGACUGCAUGGGUAUACAGUUCACAGAGAAAGACGCCAAGGGAAUGCUGGAGGAGCUGGGCGCCGACUUCUUUGCCAGAGAUGCCAAGGGCCGAGGGCUGAUGCACAUUGCGGCGAAUGGAGAUGUAAGACGAUUCAAGGAGCUUAUGGAUACGGGCCUCGACGUUAUGCUGGAAGAUGAUGCGCAGCAGACGCCUAUCGAUUUUGCUGCUGCGUGUGGGAAUCUGGAGGUUUUGGAACUGUUUGAGAAGAAAGAGUAGCAAGAAUGUUUUAGGUGAGCAUGUCUUGUGAUAGUCAUAUGUUGGGUACCUUAUGUAAGUAUCUUUUUUAUCAUUCAACUCAAUUAAUUUUAUUGUACAGCCGUCUACUACCUGAUUGACGUGGGGGGAAGGGAUGGUUAUUUGUGAUACCUCGGAACAACCUACGCACUCCGGCCUUCUAUCGACAAACACUCGAUUAAUCCGACACCUCCAACUGCUGAGCCACUAUAAUUCACAAGCCACAGUAUCUAUUAGAUUCCAUUCGAAGCCACUCACAGCCACAGGGGCCCAUCCGACGGCGCCAGACCAUCAGACCCGCCAGCAAGUCUAAUAGGUAUAGCAUUCCAGGCUAGAAAGCAGCUUAUUAUGGACUUACUUUUUUAUGUAUCCACUAAACGCGGG